AUGCAGCAGAACGACGUAAAGCCCCCCCAUGACUAUCCAAUCUACCCUAAACCGACACCUUCGCGAUACUCACCUCCACCCUCUCCUCGCAACUUACCUCCAUUCUUAGAGGACUCGAGGAUGAACAACUCUCACCGAGGGUUACCAUUACCUGCUGGUCUCCCUGGUGCUCUCACUCUUCCCCCUCCAGAUCGAGGUCAUUCGACUGCUCCUCCACUCGGCCACCUCCCGGCUCCGCCUUCUCAGUGGGCUGGUCAGGAUGAGUCGAUGCGAAGCUGGCUUCAUGCAAAGGCCGAGGAAGAUCGCCGGAAGCAAGAGGAGGAGAAGACCCGGCAGGAAGGUCUGCGACUCGACCAAAGACGCAUUGAGCAGGAUAUGCUGCGGGAAUCACUCCAAGGAGGUAUUCCCCCUCCGAUGGUCCCUCUGAUCUUUGCGGGAAUUGGGGGAGGGAACCUCCCUGCUCACACUUUGGAGUGGGCGCAACAGUAUCUGGCGAGCUUGACGAUCCAGAACCAGCAACAACAGCAACAGAUACAAGCCCAGCAGCAGCAAAUUCAUCAGCAGCAACUACAGCAGCAGCAGCAGCAGCAGAUGUCGCCCGAUAUUCAUCGAGAUCGUAUUAUCCAGUCAAAUCCCUACGCAGGGCACCAGCCUGUACAAGCACCUCCACCGCUUCCACCAGCACCUGCAAGCAUACAGCCAAGCCAGGGUCGCAGUUCUAUAUCUGGGCCAUCAACGGCCGCUCCGACCACACUCUCACGUCUCAACACCACCGAUUUCAUCCCUGUUUCGAUACCAGGUCAGACGGGGCGACAGCCAGGCCAUCCUCUGCAGCAAGCGCAGACUCCUGCAAGCGAGCAACCGUCUGGACCAGGUCUAUUUUUCCACCACUGGACGCCCCCGAAUCCGUCGUCUUCCUCGGCAGGAAAUCAGCCUCCAACACCCUCAGGAAAGAGCACGCACGGGUCGCCGUUCUCACAGCACGCAGCAUCACAUCUACGGUCAGAGUACCAGAACUCGCCGAAGAAACGGAAGACAGUGAGCGGGCAUGCCGUACCCGUACCUCCGACCUCUCAGCCAUCGGACCCGUCGCAGCCCAUGUCGUCUCGGUCGUCCAGAGAACGAGAAAUGAGCCCGGGGCAUCGUAAUAGGGCGACGCGGCAUUCACGGCAGAACAGUGAUGCCUCAUCCCGCGAACACGAAGUGGGCAGCCGCAACAUUGCUCGACCAAGCAGUCGUCAACAGCGCAGGGAUGAGCUCGGCGGCGGAGCGGGGUCCAGCCCAAGAAGGAAAUUGACGGGGUCCUCCACCAGUGGCUCGAGCGAAGACAGUAAUCCUGUUCGGUAUGAGGGGUUAAAGCGUGAAACGCGGUAA
Fonsecaea erecta is the source of this 1374-nucleotide messenger RNA. RefSeq lists its product as hypothetical. Lineage: Eukaryota; Fungi; Ascomycota; Eurotiomycetes; Chaetothyriales; Herpotrichiellaceae. The transcript has a single exon. The record is from RefSeq and is a predicted model, not a curated record. The coding region runs from base 1 to 1374 and encodes 457 amino acids.